Schistosoma curassoni is the source of this 2683-nucleotide messenger RNA. The record is from the annotation of a GenBank genome assembly. Lineage: Eukaryota; Metazoa; Platyhelminthes; Trematoda; Strigeidida; Schistosomatidae.
ACACUUGAAUAAAACACAUCAAUUAUCAUUACAAGCCCUUGCUCAAGUUGAAGUAUGUGCAUCAAGGUUAGAAUUGUACUUGAGAACAGUUCGUAAAGAAUCACAACGUUUAAAUGCAAUGGUACGACAUCUAAUCGGUAGAGCGCGUUGUGGUGGUACAACUUUUGAAUGGUCAACUAAUUCAUCAUUAUCAUCAUCAUCAUCAUCAUUAUGUAAUUCAGUUCCUGCAUCAUUUGGAAAUUGUUCAUUAAACUGUUUUCCUGGAUGUAAUAGCAAUACUACUAAUAAUAAUCAAACAAUUAAUCAAGUUGGUUCCUUUAAUUGGAAUACAAAUGGACAUUUAGAUUCUACCGUUAAUUCCCUGGCAAAUGGAACAUUAGAAUUGCCGGAUAAGACAGAAUUAGAAUCAAAUUCCUUAUACGAAUCUCAAGUACAAAAUAUUAAUUCAAUCUAUCGUACUGAUAAUCCAAUGCAUUGUAGUCCAGUUUAUAGUAAUACAACUACUUCAGAAUCAUGGUGUACAGAUCAAUUAAUUAUACCUGAUUGCACUGCAAUGUCUGUGCUGCGUGAUUUACCAUUACAUCAUAGACGUAGUGCAGUACAUUCAUUAACAUCACGUUGGUCUACAUCGAAUCAUCAUUCAACAUUAGAUACAACUUAUGAUUCAAAUACAUUGAUAAAUCAAAUUCCCAGUAAUAAUAAUGGUAGUAAUAAUACUACUAAUAAUAAUAUUAAUAAUUGUAAUUUGCCACCUGCUCUACCCGUAUUUCCAAAUAAUCCAAAUGAUUGUUCAUCAUCCAACAAUAAUAUAGUGGAUAAAUUAACUAUUCCCUCACCAUCUACACCACCGACUUCAUGUCAUCCAGCUUUAAUAGCUAGUGCAGCGGCAGCAUUAUUGUCAAGUGUUUCAAGUUUGCACAAUCAAAUCAUCACCAGUAUGUCAACUCAUCAUCCUGUUCUAACUGGUCAAUUUCAAACUGCAACUGAUCCUCAACUUCCUCAUCAAUCGACAUCAGCGAACGCAGCUGCUGCGGCUAUGGCGGUUGCAGCUGCGGCGGCAGCAGCUUCCGGUUUAUCUAACCCUGCGUCAAUGUCAUGGCUUCCAAGAUCAACUGCCGCUGCGAAUAAUAAUGGUAGCAGUAGUAUUGGUGUCGGUGGCGGCAAUACCACAAAUUUUGAUCCUAAAGAAUUUGAUACAACUGCUGCCGCGGCAGCAGCAGCAGCCGCCGCCGCUGCUGCAGCGGCUGUAGCUGCUUCUAAUCCCGCCUCAGCAAAUGGUGCAUUUUUCGACUCGAACACCACAACUCCCAUUGUUCCUGCUCCUCUGCCUCCACCUUCCGCCGCUCCUACAGCUGUCGCUGUCACUACUACCACUUCUCAUACAAGCCUCACAUCAUCAUUGUUUGAUAAAGCUGUUAAACAACGUUGGUUCGAUGCAACUAGACAAGACGAAUUGAUGAUAACAACAACACCAACACCACCACCGCUUCCAGCAAUAACUUUAACAUCAACGGCAGUAACAACGGUGACUUCGUUGCCCAUGGCUGCGAUCACCACUACUAUGUCAGUAGUAGGGAAGUCAUCUAAUAGUAAUAAUAAUAGUAGUAAUAGUAUUGGCGCUAGAACAAGAGAUAGAGAGCAUCAAAUGAAACCAUCUGUCAAUCAGGAAUCAUCUAUUAUAGAAUUGGAAAGACAAGGUAGAACUAUUGAAAAUUCCGAUAAGUCCACAAUUCACUGUAAUAUACCAGAAGCUAUGGAUUCUGAAAAUUCAUUAGUGAUGACAUGUGAAAAUCUUGCAUACACAUCAUCAUCGUCACAACAACAAACAUCGUUGUCAUCCGCAGUAAUCGUAGUACCGGCAGUAGUAUCAUCAUCAACAGGAACUUCAUCUUUGACAUCAGUGAUGACCACUGCAGCUGUCACAACAAUACCAACUACAACAACAUCACAGACAACAAAGACGACAGCCACGUCAAGUACAAAUGGUACCUCUUCAACUGCAAACAAUAAUAAUAAUAAUACAUCAUUAGCUCAAAGACAAUACUAUCGAUCACAUUGUGCACGUCCCAGAUUCACUUAUGCUAAUUUAAUACGUCAAGCAAUAUUAGAAUCACCGGGACAACAAUUAUCAUUAAGUGCAAUUUACGUAUGGUUACAACGUGAAUUUGCUUAUUUUCGACAAAAUGAAGCUACAUGGAAAAAUGCUGUAAGGCAUAAUUUAUCAUUACAUAAAUGUUUCCGACGAUUGGAAACCACAUCUGGUUCAGUUUGGGUUGUUGAUGAAAGUGAAUAUCAAAGACGUAAGGCUAAACGAGCAGUGUAAGUGAAAUAACAGUAAUAAUAAACAUUUUUGUUUUCUUUAUGUGUGUAUGGGUGAUUGAGUGCAGUUUGCAUACAAAACAAACAGACAGGAACAGUUGUAGUAACAUAAUGAAAACUGUACUUACUUUAUACAUUUGAAGCAUUGCUCCUGUUUUUGUUAGGAACACCGAGUAAGUAAUGUAAAGGUUUGAUAUAGGGUACUAAAUAAUUAUGACAAAUUGAUUGAUAAAGUUGCAAGUCUUUAUCAAGUUAAAUGGAUAGAAUAUUUGUUAAGUAUGCACGACCUACUUGAAUGAGGAAUGCUUGCUGAUUUAAGAGUGAGCUGAAAUAAAGCUAGGAAUGGUCGUCAAACAAGAAUUUG